Molecule: messenger RNA, 11497 nt
Organism: Megalopta genalis
Lineage: Eukaryota; Metazoa; Arthropoda; Insecta; Hymenoptera; Halictidae
Biological process (GO): negative regulation of microtubule depolymerization; cell migration; negative regulation of canonical Wnt signaling pathway
Cellular component (GO): catenin complex; cytoplasmic microtubule; beta-catenin destruction complex
Molecular function (GO): microtubule binding; beta-catenin binding
Source: RefSeq, a predicted model, not a curated record
AAGAAAUCUCGCGAGACAGAAAAGCAGCAGAACGAGUAGUUUCUGGUCGUUGCACUCUCGUUGCAGCGCUUUAUGGUUUUCGAGUCCGACGCCUCCCUUUCGAGUGCGAAAAAUCAGACACAAUUCGAUCGGAUAUUAAUGAACAGACCGUCUAUACGUCGAAUAAAAAUGUCCGCGUUAAUUGCGAAACUCCGGAUACCGUCUUCCUUCAUUCGUUCAUUAAUCGUUCGAACAAAUUGCAAGUUCGACGUUCUGAAUCUCUUUGAAUCGUGAAUUAAACGAUGCGUCGAUCACACAUCCGAUACGGUAAAAACCGCAUUAAAGUCAUCGUUUAGCAAAUGAAUAAAAUCUGGUUCACCUAUUACUUUCUAUCAUUUUCUUAUCAUUCGAAGCGUUAUAUGUAAUCACAUUGUGAUUUAAUCGAACGAUAUCUAUUACGUCGGAACAAUAGCAGUUUAGUUUUUUUUAGUAUGUUUGACCACUGUUGCUUCAACGAAUGAUCGAAUAAUCGCGUCUCCUCUCCACAAAUUGUCCAUUUCUGUGCGCAAUCUCAGCGUCAAUUGGAGACAACUUACAGCACGUGGCGCUUAUUUUUUUUUUUAAUCAUCGUGCACUUUGAUAUCACGAUUUUUCCAACGAAUCGCCCGUCCACUUUUACAGCUCGUUAAAACCUCUACCGUUCGGGAACUCGUUAACGUGUCAACCGAAAUGUCCUCUUAGCGAUCGAAUUGCCAAAAUCGAGAUCCCCGGAAGAUGCCGCGGCCGAGAACGCGAGUGAAAGUCGCGUGAGAUUAAAAAGCCGUCGGAAAGUCAAGACAAUACGCUGGACCCGACAGUCGGCGAACUCUCGGAGGAGUCUGGGGUUCUCUUAUCCGCGAGAGAGAGUCCUGAAGAAGAAGAAAAAGUAGCAGAAGAAGAAGAAGCAGCAGAAGACGACGGUAAAGAAGAAGAAGAAGAAGGACCACCGGCUCGGGUAAAAGCCUCGGAGGAGUGGCAGUAGUGGGGUCGAGAAAUGCCAGAGGGACAUUUUGAAAAUCUUUGGUUCGACGCAUGCGUGGGGCCGCACUCGACGCCUGAUGGAGCGCGAUGAAGCUGCCCCUCGGUGGAUGAGGAAGGGUCGAAACCCGGAGAAGAGUGGCUGUGUCUGAUGGUGCGCCGACGUGGCUCGUGCCAGGACACCGGGCGUCGCGUCGCGUCGAUCUAGGAUCGUGUCGCGUGUAUCAAUUAUUCGGCGAAACAAAGCAGGAACGGUGGGUGUCCCGUCUCGGAGGCAUCGAUCGGGAGCCGCGCGGAGAGAGAAAGAGAGAGAGAGCGAGAGAUGCCAAGCGAGAACAGAGAGAAGCAGCCGCUGCAGACCGCUUCCGGUGGCAGGCAGCAUCAUCAUCAGGACGGCUCUCCGUCGAAGGCCAGCGACUCGGAGAGGAAUCCUCGUGGCAGCUCGAUGAUCCCGCUGCCGAGGGCGGUGCAGCAGAACCCGAAGACCGUCAAGACCGAGAAGAACCGACUCAGGCUGAUCAUGGAGAGCAGGGUACUCACCGACGUCCUCGAGAAGGAGAGGAAGAUCAGCGGCGAGGACAGGUCCGAGGAGUUUCGGAGUUUCGCCUGCUGCGAACCGGCCGCGGCCACGAGACACGCGGAUGCGUCCUCCUACAAGUCCUGCAAGUCCUCCAAGGUCUGCAGGUGCUGCAGCUAUCGGUGCCCUUCCAGAAAGGAGGACGCGGAGCCGAGCUACAAGAGAGCAGAAAGAUUGCUCCCGGAGGAGUGUUGUCGCGUUCCCCACAGGCCGGUAGGCGUCGGCGUGGAAGGUGUCGGCUCCUGGAGGGGCCAACGGCGCCCCCACGGCGUCGAGAUACCUACGCCCCUGGUCGGCGUCGCGGCGCACGAGCUGGAGUCGUCGUUGGACGGCGCAGCGUUCAACCCCGUCGUCGUCGCAUCGGCGGCGACAUCCGCGAGAUGCUCUGCGUCGAAGAACGCUCUGAGAACGGCAACAUCAUCCCCCGCCUCAUCGUCGUCGUCCGUCAAUGCCGUCGUCAGCCCCAGGCCAAGGUUCUACCUAGGCUCCGCGAUCGCUGAGACCAGCAAAGAGGAUGCCAUGGAGCCGGAAGUCAAGGAGGAGGACGAACGAAGGUCGUCCACGCCGAGCCCCGAGAUUUAUUCGCGAAGAAGCAGACACUACAAUGAGGGUGGCAGCAGCGAGGAAGACAGCAAACCAGACACGUCCUUGCAAGGUCACCGGGUGCCGUCCUCUUACAGAGGAACCUGGCCCAUCAGAAGGGACCUCUGGGCCAGCCAGCAGAUGGGCUUCUCCACUCAGCAAAGCACGUCGACCACUGUACAUAACGAUAUAGCCAGCGUGAUGAGCUUCUCAUCGAAUUCUGGCGGGACCCUUGGCUGUUCCUCCGAGGUCCAGGGCGAUAGGAGGUUGGGAGCGAAGGUGGACGUGGUGUACAACCUGCUGGGAAUGCUGGGCAGCACGGAGGGUGGCGAGGACAUGAGCGCGACUCUGCUCUCGAUGAGUAAUUCGACGGACAAUUGUCUGAUCAUGAGGCAGUCGGGAUGUCUGCCUCUGCUGGUGCAGCUGAUUCACGCCCCGAGGCAGGACCUGGAGACCAGGGAGAGGGCUUCCAGGGCGCUGCACAAUAUAGUUCACGCGAAGAGCGACGAGCGUGCUGGGCGACGCGAGGCCAGGGUACUUCGGUUCCUGGAACAGCUGAGAGACUAUUGUCAGGCUCUGCGAUCAUCUUUGGAGACGGGGCAGGUUCCCGACGACUUGGAGAGACACCCAGGACCCACUAUAGCCGCGCUGAUGAAACUCUCUUUCGACGAAGCCCAUCGUCACGCGAUGUGCCAGCUCGGAGGACUGCACGCGGUAGCCGAGCUGAUCGAGAUGGACCACAUGGCCCACGGCAGCGAGUGCGACGACCAAAACUGCAUCACCCUGCGUAGGUACGCCGGAAUGGCGUUGACGAACCUCACGUUCGGCGAUGGGAAUAACAAGGCGCUGCUCUGCUCGUUCCGCGAGUUCAUGAAAGCGUUGGUCUCGCAGCUGCGAAGUCCCAGCGACGAUCUGAGACAGGUGACCGCCAGCGUCCUAAGGAAUCUGUCGUGGCGGGCGGACACCAGCAGCAAGCAAACCUUGAGGGAAGUAGGUGCCGUGACCGGUCUGAUGAAGGCCGCGAUGGAAGGCAGAAAAGAAUCGACGCUGAAGUCGAUCCUCUCCGCGCUCUGGAACCUCUCGGCGCACUGUAGUACAAAUAAAAUCGACAUCUGCGUCGUGGAUGGCGCGCUCGCUUUCUUAGUGGACAUGCUGAGCUACAAGGCGCCGUCCAAGACUCUGGCGAUAGUGGAGAACGCGGGCGGUAUACUGAGGAACGUCUCCAGCCACAUCGCCGUCAGGGAAGAUUACCGAGCCAUCGUCAGGGAAAGAGGGUGUCUGCAGGUUUUGCUGCAACAGCUGCGGUCACCCAGCUUGACCGUGGUCAGCAAUGCCUGCGGAGCGCUCUGGAACCUCUCGGCCAGAUGUCCGCAGGACCAGAGACUGCUGUGGGACCUGGGCGCGGUGCCCAUGCUCCGCAGUCUCAUUCAUUCCAAGCACAAAAUGAUCUCGAUGGGCUCGAGCGCAGCUUUGAAGAACUUGCUGAGCGCUCGGCCGGGUUGCAACAACCUUGUCCAUUUGGAUUCGACCGCCCGUGGACUGGGCCUUCCAACGUUGCCCACGUUGGUCGCUCGCAGGCAAAGAGCCCUGGAACAGGAGAUAGAUCAGAACCUGGCCGAGACCUGCGACAACAUCGAGCCGAGCACGUCCCCCACGAAUAAGGACGAUAAGUUCAUCUUCAAGAUGGACCACAGCUUCCUUGGGAUCAAUGCACGGGCGUUGCGUAACUAUCAUCUGCACAAUCAACCGGGAACGUCCAGCGCGAAAUGCAACGGGGUCGCCAGGAGCGAAAGCAGGGACUCCAUGCGCUCUAUCACCAGCACCCACUCGGACACCAUGUUCGAGCGUGUGAACCGCCACGUGCUGAACGGACUGUCUCCCACGGACAUCCAGAUCAAGCAACAGUCCUCGUCCCUUCAUUCGGCUGUCGGCUUCGACACCGGAAUGUCCAACGACAACCACGUCAAGACCUCCUCCGAGAAGAAGUACACACUAAGGUACAAGAACGCGAUCCCCGAUAGAUUGAAGUCCUCGGAUGGCUACAACGACAUAGGGGAACUGCGGUGCACCAACUCCACCAUCUCCUGGUCCUCCGCGCCGGACCAAGAGUCCGCCUGUUCGCAGAAUCUGCUGCACUCCUCGGUGGAGGACAAUCUACCGCAAAGCGUAUCCUCGAAAGCCGGCAGUCAGUCCAGUGUCUCGGAGGAGACCGAGUUGAUCGUCUGCCAGAAAACCGAAUACAUCACCGGCAAAUCUGGAAUCGAUACGCCAGCCUCCUUGACCUUCAACAGCAGCAACUCCCCUGGCAACGACAACUUCAGCAAUAUGUACGACAAAACAGUAUUGCAUCAGCAUAACCCGAUGAACACCAUACAGAAAACCAUCUCGCCGACUGUCGGCCAUUGUACAGAGGGAAACUUGUUCAGCGAUUACGCCGAGACCGAUUUGGAUCAACCGACCGAUUAUAGCUUGCGGUAUGCUGAACGUAGCCUGGACGAGGAUAAACAGCAUUCUCAUUAUUUUGCGAGCAGCGAACAAGAGCUCAUUCACGACGAUACCCUGAAGACUUACUGCACCGAGGGAACGCCCCAUGGAUCGUCUCUGAACUCUUCCAGGGCUGCUUCUGCGUCCGAUCUGCAGGAGGAUAAUAGGCAAAGGUGUACCAUGAAGAAGAUACAGGAGCAAAGAAAGCUGCACGACAAACAGGAGUUUAGCUUGCAGGCUAAGAGCGAUGUCGAGGAAAACGGACAUUCGGUCAAGAUCCCAUCGAGUUUGAGAACACCGCACACGCAAACGUCAUCAGACAACUUGCGCUCGGACGAAAGUAGUAACAUGGCAUCUAGUUCGGGGAACGUGAAAUCAGACGUGGAGAAAAAGUAUGAGAAUGAAAAUGAAAUGUUCGGAAAAAACGGUAAAAAUUUCCCCACGAACGGAGUUAAUUCAUAUGGGGCCAGUGCAUUGAAAGCGUCUAACGAUUCAGGAUAUCAAGUCAGUGAUGGAGAUGAGGAUGACGAAGAUCUACUGACAGCUUGUAUUAAUAUUGGAAUGCAAAAUAAUAGGCACAGACACUCCUUCAUAGGAAACAAUUUCGAAAAGCUUCCUCGGAGUGAAAGUAAUCUAGCUAGGUAUCAGACAAGCGUGGCGUUAGAUCAAGUGGAAUGCAACGUAUUAACUGAUUCCACUAUGAAUAAUCUAGACACGAAUCGAAUAGUAUGCGAGGAAAGCAAUGACACGAUUAAUUCGUCGAGUGUGAAUAUUGUAUCCGAUUAUAGCGUGUAUACAAACAAAUUAACUCAGAAGAGGAUAGAAACCGAGGCCGCGGAAGAGUAUUCGAGCAUUUUGCAAAAUCAACUUGAAUACAUAAGCGAUAACGUUGAGCACAUUACCGAGAUAGGCGACGACAACCUCUGCAAGUUUUCGCUCCCUUCGAAUUUGAGGAAUAGUCCUAUUUUAAACGAAACGAUAGUUUUCAACGCAGAGCCGAAUCAGCAACAGUAUCUGUCCAGCAUCGACAUCGAGUCGAACGAAGACAUGUCGUCCCUGGUGCACAACGAUCUUCUUGAGGACGAGAGGCUGACAGAGAACAGUGAAAAUGAUAAAACAGCAGACGUGUCGAAGGAGAGGAUCGUAGAGAACUCGAUGCAACAAUCUUACACGAAAGUAACAGACUCGGAAAGCAGCGAAUCCAUCGAUUCCGUCGAGCAAUCUGAACACGCUCUUCUAGAACUGUGCAUUCAACCUGGUUUGUCGAAGCCCAUCGACAAUACGAGCAAAAUUGCGCUGAAAUCGAAAAUCCUAAACCGGUUCGAGGAGAAAGAAAUCGACUAUUCGGACAGCAGCGGUCGAAUGGAUGACACGGUGGACGGCAUUCGGAAGGAUGACACCAGUGAGAAGCACAAAUCGGCGCAUAAGAAUAGCGACACGCCAAAGCAUGGAAAGAAGGAGGACAUAUAUCGGCGGCAGAGAGAUCCAGACGCCAUGAUUGCCUCGUUAGACCGAUUGACAGCCACGUUGGUCCAGCAGACAGAAGCAAUUCGGGAACGCGACUCCGGCACCAUGAAGCAGAGCAUACUGAGCGACACCUGGAACGAGGAUUCGCCCAACGAAGUUUCGUUCCCUAGCAUCAGCAUGAGCGCACCUAUUAUCGCUUCGUUCAAAAGCGACGCGCAGGAGGACCCAGGCACCGUCACCUCCGAAUACGCGACAGCCAGCAGCGACAGUGCUCAUAUGACGAACUCGAAGAUCAUUCAAAGAGAAGCGAUAAAGCUGGCCGAGGCUGUGGACGCAGAGAUGAACAAGCAGAACGAGAUGGACACGACGAGCAUGACUUCCAUGGAUCUGGAGGCCAUCAAGCCUCCGUCCUUAAUGGGAAGCAUGUUAUCAUUGAUAGCAAGCUAUGCCGGCUCGGGUGACUGCAGCGAGGCGAUCGUCAAUAGAGACCGAUGCAACUCUACGUCGCUUCCUCCCAUUCAAGUAAGAAACUCGUCCUUGACAGACUCGAGAAGCUGUCGCAAAAAGUCCCUACCUCUGGGCGUGGUGGCUAAACGAGCGUUGAGUCAAAAUCAGACUCACACCAGCAGCUUGGAGAAUCUGUUGAACGAGUGCACCGGUUCGCACUUGGACAGCGUCAAGCCACCGUCGAUGAUGGACGAACUGCCGGAUGUGGGCGACAUGGAGAACAGCAUGCUUAGCGUGGCGAGCAUCACGUCGGAGGUGGCGGACCCCAAGGACCAGGACUCUCAAAGUCUAACCGCAAGCGACGCUGUUUUCGACUUGUUGAAGCCUGUGGCCAAUGUCCUUUCCAUAACCUGCAUGCGAUACGCUGAAAACAUGCAGAGCAGCGCGAACAACAGCUUGAGCGAGUACCUGGAGAACAUCAAUCCACCCUCGUUGUUCAACGAGGUCUGCGAGAUGGACGAAUCAACGGUGGAACACGUCACGGAGACUGUCUGCAGCGACACGUUGUGCAUCGAUGCGGAAUUGCGCACCGAGGAAGCUCCGCAUCCGAUGGUCGUUGACAAGAUCGACGAAGUUGGCAACGACACGGACGAAGCAGUUACCCCGAUCUCCUCGGAGUACUGUGUCUCAAGCUCUGCCGAGUCGACGCCGAAGAAGCGGCUGCACAGGAACCUCACGCCGAAGCAGAAGCGGAAUUUGGCCAAGGAGAGGUUCAAAACGUACACCAUAGCCGCGGAGAUGAGCAAGAAGGAGGCGGAAACGGACAAGCAGGAAAACGAGAACAGGGAGAACAAAAUUCCGCGUGGCAAAUUGUCGCCGUUUUCCAAGCUGACGCCCAAACAACGAAGACAGGAGGACAGGGCAAGGUUUCGGACGCAGGUGUUGGAGAUUCCAUUCCCGGAGGUGACCCAAGAUCUACCGGAAACUGACAAUAGCUGGGACACGGAGAGUCCUGUGUCGUCGGAACCGAUGUCCCCUGUGAAAUCUGCUAUUCCCAAACCGACGAAGUUGUCGGCUUGCAAAACGUUGAUCAAGAAACGCAUGGAGCAGAAGAAGAACAGAGAUAGGUACCGCACGAUAACGUUGAACAAUUCGGAAUGCAUGUUCAAGAACGCUGACGGGAACGCCGCUGCGAACGGGCCGGACGAGAAUUCAUUGGCUAUAACGCACACUAUUCAGUCGGACGAGAUUCAAACUAUGCUGGAGCAGAAUGCUACCAUCGUGUUGAACACGUUGAACGAGUCGAACAAGGCGAAUCAGAACGUCGAGGAGCCGCUGCUGGACUGCGAGACCAUCAGUUUGGUGUCGAACGAAUCGGAGUCGCAAGAACGAAACUUGCGAAUGCGUUUUGUCAAUGGCGUUUCCAAGAAGCUGAUAGGCGCUUGCAGCCAACAAAUGGAUGAAGCGCGCGAGGUGGAGGAGAAUAAAGACAACGCCAGGAUCGAGUGUAGGUCGCAGGAAGAUGUCAGGUACGAUACCGUGGAGAGCGAUAGCGAGAAUGAAUCCAACAACGCCGAGGAACCGCCUCGAGAGACCAAGAGACCGCGGAUUAUAAAACCAGGCAUGGUGAGGGAUCCCAGUAACGAUUCGAACGCUACAGAUAAAUCAGAACCAGAGAGUCCGAAGGCCAUCCGUGGUAGAAGGAAGGCUCUCUACUCGAAUCCCAUUACUAGAAAACCAACCCCUCAAUCGUCUCCAUUGAAACAAGUGAAUCCUGUCAGCGGUAUACCCAUAGGUAGGAGCAAUACAUCGCCCAUAGUCAGAGCAACCAGAGCUACCACUCUUCGGCAGAACAACAACAGCUCGAGCAAUUUAACUAAAGAAUCUUCGAGAGCAAGUUUUCAAAAGACUUCAACUUUAACGGACGCGGAGAAACGAACGAGGAACGUUUCAGCCGCCGCGAAGAGGGCGUCGGUUCCCCAAAAAGGGUCAUCGUUGACCUUUACCAAAUCCGUGAAGCGACACAGCACGCCUCCGACUUGCUCCUCGAAUUUCCAGCAGGACAGUAAAACAGAGGUAGCCGUGAAGCCGUUGGAACGGCAGGGUACAUUUACCAAAGACGAACCGGAAGUAGAGAACGCGCCGCUGGUGGUCUCCUCGUCCUCCUCGCCCAUCAAAACGAAGAUCGCAAAACCGAUCAAGGGUGCCACCUCCAAGGUGCAUCCGACGAUGAUGGUGAAACCGAAAAUUGCGCCAAAGACCCUUCAAGCGCACCAAACGAAAGGCGCGAAGGGAAAUGCCGUGGAGAAGAUGCAGUCCCCUAAAGCGUUGCCGCUGUUAGUCGCACCGAAACGUUUGCCUACGGGAAAAUCGACUUCGGGCUCGAAAGUCCCGACCGGUAAUCAGAGCGCUGCGCAAGCGGAAAACGGUAAGGUUUUUCGCAAAAUAGGCCCCCUGGGCCAAAGAUCCAAUAGUAAUUCUAGCAUCGUGUCGAACUCGUCAACAGGGAUGCAGACUAGAAAGCUAGCGAAGGAGGCGACUAGCAAAAUCGCGAGUCUCUGGAAAAAGGUCGAGGAGAGCAAGAACAAACAACGGUUGGAGAAACCCGACACUAGACAAUGGCUACAGCCUAGCAGUUGUGCCAAUGUCGUGGAUGCACCCUCGGCCGUGGUCAAUCCGCCAGCCUUCAGGCUAUUCCGUAGCUCCACGUUCGAGGGUGUACCCCAAGAAAACGAUAAUCCCGAGUCCGCCUUGUACAAGUCAAAAUCGAAAAGACCUCUGGUAGUGGGCAUUCAGCCCAGCAAAGUGAAGUACAGAAACUCUUGUGAUUUGAGCGGGAUGAACGCGAACGACGCUCCUUGCAAAAUACCUGUAAAGUCCGGCGACGCUUCUACGCAUAGAAAGGACGCUGUCCAAGUAGCGGACGCUUCGGUGAUUUUACGGAAGCCACAGAACACUGAGUCUUCCCCGAUGGAGAUAGACCCAACUAAACGAAUAUCACGCCUCGGUUCCUUCAUUAGAGUGGACUCUGCGAACGCAGACGGCUCUGCACAAACGUACGUGAAUGGCAGUGGUGUCCGCACACCCGCCUCCGCCAUUGUACCGCCCUUUAAUUACAAUCCGAAACAACAAGACAUUCCUUCCCAGACAACCAAAGUUCCAGCGAACGAAAGUGAAAGCAAAUUUGGGGUGGCCGAUUGUCACAGUGACAUUGUCACGGCAUCGACGAGAGUAACGACAGUAUAGGAGACGCCCCCGAUCUAUUUAAGGAAAGAGUAACAACCCUUACGGUAGUAUCGCUUUUUCGUUUCAGGCUAGUCAUUGUACAUUUGCUUCAUGGUGUGCCGGCAACGAUGUCCGCACACACGAUACGCAUUGCAAGUACUCGAUAAGUAAGUUCAACCAUUUCAUUUUACCUCAUUGUUCGAAAGACACGGAAAAUCUCCAUCGUAUUUCACUGAUUUUUACACGAUCGAAUAUACAAGAAUGGUCAUCGGACUGUUUGUUUGUUGCAUCGCUGGGUGCAAGUUUUUUAUGAGGUACGAAUAAAGUGUGAAAUAGCAGCUGGAAAUUCUAAUAUCAUUCCUAUUCACUUUGCGUGUUGUAUAUACAUUACUACUGAGAAGUCCCACGAUUAGAGGGGAAAAUACUUUGAAAAAUCUGUAGUAUGUAGCAGUGAUUAUCCUCGAUUAUUUAUUCAAUUUUGUAUAUAUUAAACAUGAAUGAACAAAAAAAGAAAAGAACAAAACAAAACUGUAGAAAGUUUAGUGAUAUGUAUUGCGACCCAUGGAUGUAUAAUGGCAAGAGAUAAACUGAUUGCUGUACAUCUUUGUAAUAGGUAAAUUCGCAAGGAAUGAGAUCUGUAUUUUGUUUCCAUCGUAACCGAUUUGUAUUCUAUCGACGGAUACAAAAUCUGAUUACUUUUUAAAGACUGAUAGGAACACGACGAGGAUUCGGUCAAAGCUUGGACACCUUCAACACGACAGAAUGUUAUUGACAAGAAGGUAGUAACAUUUGUAUCGAUGUAGCGGUCUAAGUAAGUAACGCUAAAACCGGCAUUAUAUAAAAAGAAAAAGAGACAAAAUUUUGUAAACUUUUACUUUAAGUUUCUAGUCUACUUAAAAAUUAACAAGUGAAGUAGCUUCUAUUUUGGUCAUAAUGUACUACGUAAAAUCGAGAUUUGCAUGUAAGAACUGUCUACAGGAUUCGACUGUUACCCUUUCUAAAAUUCAUGUAGGUACGGCUAGAAGUGUGUACGGAUCAAUUACGUAUUUACCGAUCUGAAAAUUGAAAAACUUUGGCUUGGCGUUUAUCUAACUUUUAAUUGAAUACGUUUCCUUCUCAAAUUCAUUUAAGAAAAAUUUACUGUAUAUUUGCGGCAUCAAAGAGUAUUAUGGAUUCUUUUAGUUUUCGUCUAUAUCGCGUCAUCUUUCCUUCUGCAUGGCGUCGUAUAAGAUCCGACAGAUUCAUUAGAAGGAAGAUGUUUGACACAAUAUAGAGUAGCUUUCACUGUGGAUUAUUUUCCGAGAUUUGUUAUGCGUGUUUUACCCUGUUCCAGUUCGAGUUAAUUAGAUUUAACCCUCCCAACUUGGAACCAUACCAGGGUAGCUUUAUGUUCUCCUUUUCGCAGAUUUGGUCUGUACACUGGAUUCUGUUUUCCCUUACAGUUCGUUUGUAAUAAUCAUUGUCUUUUACUUAGAUCUUAAGCGUAAUUCAUCUUUUGUUACAUUGUACUUUAGAUUUGGCAGACAUCUUAAUGAUUUGUAUAUUAAUAAUUGCAGUACAAUAAAAUUUAUAGCUACUAAUAUCUACUUUGAUGUUUCUGUCACGGGGAGAAUAAUACAACUCUGUGUCACUAAAACACAUGUGUCAAAGAAGAGUAAUACUUCAUAAAUUGUAAAAUACUUCAAGGAAAAACAAUAAAUAUAAACAUUUAUUAAUCUA